Molecule: messenger RNA, 1393 nt
Organism: Suillus fuscotomentosus
Lineage: Eukaryota; Fungi; Basidiomycota; Agaricomycetes; Boletales; Suillaceae
Product: RNA dependent RNA polymerase-domain-containing protein
Exons: 6
Coding region: 217-1356 (379 amino acids)
Biological process (GO): siRNA processing
Cellular component (GO): nuclear RNA-directed RNA polymerase complex
Molecular function (GO): RNA-directed RNA polymerase activity
Source: RefSeq, a predicted model, not a curated record
CAUUCCAGUCGAGGAGUCCCUGGAAGCAUAUAUCAUACCGGAUCCAUAUGGGGUCCUCGAGGAGGGGCAAAUACAUUUUUGCUCUUCAGAACUAAUCACUGACCCCGAAAGCGGAGCCCGGAUGAAUACUGUGACUGAGCCUGUUCUGGUGUGGAGAAAUCCCACAAGACUCCCUUCCGAUGUCACCAAUACCUCGUUGGAUGAUCUUUAUCAGAUAUGGAUCAGGUCACUGCUGUCAGCUACCCAAAAUUGGAUAAAUACUUCGAUAUCAUCGUGUUCCCUGUGAAGGGAGAGCGCUCAUUGGCAAGCUACUUGGGUGGAGGAGAUUAUGAUGGAGACACGGUCACGUUGGUCUGGUCCAAACAGCUUGUCGAAAACUUCAAUACCGCUCCACUGUGUAUGGCGCCUGCAGGUUUGAGUGACAACUUUGAGCGAGAAGUUGAACAUGUUGAGAAAUUUAACGAACGAAUAUCCAAUCUCUCUCCAAAGGAGGCUCAAACUGCGUUCCAGAAGGCCCUCCUUCUUGGACUCGCAGACACAAAAAUCGGAUUAUAUUCGAAGUUUCAUGACCUCGCCGUGUAUGAGCGCGGCUAUGCAAGUGCUGCCACCAUUCAACUGGCAUACAUGUUCACUACCUGCCUCGAUGCGAGCAAGACGGGGCUCCAGGUUAAACGCCGUGUCUUCGAAGAAGAUCGCAAAAAUAACGGAAAACGUAAACCGUACUACAUGGCCGCACUCGAACAGAACACCGAGGGCCAAGAGGUUUCGAAACGCAAGGGCUCGACGCCCUACCUUCUCGACGCCCUUGUUGACGAGGGCCGUCGUCUCCGCGACGACUUCCUCAAACAGUAUUCCGUCCUCCGGAGUUCUUCCCCCAGUGCUGCAGACCACGACCUUACCUUACCCUACCUCUGUGCGUCUCGUAGGGCAGCAGAAGCUCUCCAAGCUGGUUCUCACGUUCUGCAAGACAACUUGAGCGUUGCCCAAGCCCAUGUCAAGGAAGCACAUGGGAAGUGGCAAGCCGCCGUUUCUCUCCAGAAGAAGGCUUCAGAAGGGAGGGGGUCUUCGGAUCCAAAGACACAAGCGAUCCAAAAGUCAGUACAACACUUUGCACAGUGGCCAGACUCGAAGAAGAUAUUAUUUUUUUCUGACGAGGAACGCAAAACCAUCAUGGCAUCUUAUGCACACACUCUUAGUGGUUCGUUCGGCGUCUCCGUUGCAUUCGCAGAGCUCUGCGCCAUCAAGACGCGAGCUCAAGGUGCUGUGCUUUUUGCAGAUAGAUUCGCAGAAGUGAUGUGCAUAUCUAACAAUACCCUACGUGCCCUUUCACAAGCACAGGAUGACGCGGAUGAGUGAAAUUUUGCAUCUCUGUCCGUCGUACAUACUUCACCAU